CCCAUCUGGCACAAUACGCAUCCAAAAACCAUGCCAUCAGCUACAUUGGACGCGCAGCUCAUGGCCGAGGCAGAGGAGCGCAUGGCUCUCCGCCGUGAAGAGCUCAAGAAGCUGUGUGUAGUGCGUGACCUCCGGAGCACAGACAAGAUCGAAAAGUGCUUUCAAAAAGCCCACCAGAUCUACCGGCAGUGCCAAGUGUAUGUAGUCGAGCGCGACUUUGACCACGCGUACAUCUUGCUCUUGCAGCUCGUCGAGUUGUACCAGAAAAAGAUGCCAUGUCAUCGAGAGUUCCACCUCGCCCGUUUUGAAAACGAGCGCAAGCGUCUGGACAAGGUACGCACCAAACCAUCCCAUCAUGUUUGGCUCCUUUCUGUAAUAAAAUCGAAAUAUAUAAUAAUAUAUUCAAAGAAGAUUUAGGUAGAUAAUACACGUAUGUCGUAUAUUUCAUAUAGUAGUAUGUUUCAAAGGCAUAUAUGGUAUUUAUAUGCUGGUACUGGGAUACCACACGCAACGUUAUUAGAAAUGUGGCGACGCACUCGCGCUGCUGGAUCGCAUUUUGAGCGGCAUGCUGGACGAAGAAGUCACACAGUUGCAACACGCACACGACGAAGACGAGCACAUUCUGACGACCCCACACCAUCAUCAUCACGACAUGAUCAUGUCAUCCGAAGCGCCGGCGAAAGACGCCGUCGCUUUGGCGUUGGAAGCGCGGCUGUUGGCGUUGAAACGACGCAACUCGGCAGCCUCGUCGUCAUCACCGUCCGUGGAGGCGACCAGUGUAGUCCAGCAUCGCGAAAGGGCCUUCGACGCCCUGCGGCCGCAUGGAUCUUCACAAAGUCGCCAGUCUGGCCAUCAUCCCCCUCUUCCCCAUCAUCACCAAGCGCACCACUUGGCUCACUUUGCACCGCCGCCACUGACAUCCGCCGCCUACCCCUCGGCGCCGCAACCUCGAGCGAUGUCCAAGUACCCUUCGCUCGGGGGAUCGGACGUUCGCCCGUCGUGGCUGUCGACGGUUGACGACGGACAACACGAGCACCGUCGGUCCAUCCAAAGCAAGACGCAGUUCAUCCGGGACGAAGUGCGACACAUGGCGAUUCCGUCGUCGCUGGUGGCCGAGUUCACGCGCCUAGCAGCAUCCAACACGAGUCGCCUGCCGUAUGGCGUAGAAACGUGCGGCAUCCUCGCGGGCUCGCUGAAAGACCAAAGACUGUCCAUCACGACAUUGAUCAUUCCAAAGCAAGAGGGGUCGUCCGACACGUGCAUCAUGACACACGAAGAAGACCUGUUUGAGUAUUGCAUCCAGCACGAUUUGCUCACGUUAGGGUGGAUCCAUACACAUCCAUCGCAAACGUGUUUCUUGUCGUCCGUGGACAUCCACACGCAAUGUGGCUUCCAGAGCAUGUUGUCCGAGGCGAUUGCGAUUGUCGUGGCGCCGCGCGACCCCGUGAAAAACGUCGGCGUCUUUCGGUUGACGACGCCCCACGGCAUGGAGCUGAUCCAGAACUGCACCCUCUCGGGGUUCCAUGAGCACCCGUCUAACGUCGAAAUCUACUCGGACGCGAUGCAGCUCACGUGGGACGCGUCUCGGCAUGCCGCCCUCGUGGACAUGCGGAGUACUCGAGUGUGAAGAUAACGUCACCCUCGAUUGAUAACGUCAUCUGAACGUCAUCGGUCAGCAUAUAGCCCAAUGCUACAGCACUACAUCGGCCAUAACUACACACACGUGUAGUACAGUGUGUAAAGCUCAUAAAUACAAAGUCGAGAGUGUUUGACUUUUCG
Molecule: messenger RNA, 1779 nt
Organism: Aphanomyces astaci
Lineage: Eukaryota; Oomycota; Saprolegniomycetes; Saprolegniales; Verrucalvaceae
Exons: 9
Coding region: 566-1627 (353 amino acids)
Biological process (GO): protein K63-linked deubiquitination
Cellular component (GO): endosome; membrane
Molecular function (GO): metal-dependent deubiquitinase activity; K63-linked deubiquitinase activity; protein binding
Source: RefSeq, a predicted model, not a curated record